GAGAUCAUGACAGUGAUCCGUGGCAGCUUGCACGCCGUGCGUUCUUCGGGCGGGUACCUCACGCGGACGGAAUAUGUCUCCGGCCACGAUUCUUCAGGCCAGCGUUUGGCGGAGCUCCGCGAUUCCAGCAUCAAAGAGGAGUCGGUCCGAUCCCGAAUCUACGAUGCCUUCGAACUGUACGAGAAGUUCAAGGCUACUUGCCCGAAGUACGAUCGGGUUGACGCUGUUCGAAGCAUCACCCAGAGAGCGAAGAAAUUCCGGCGCCAAGCGAGAGAAGCGGCCUUCCAAAUGCUUUCGGCGGUGUUCAUCGAUGAGGUUCAGGAUUUACUCCCUGCAGAGAUCCUCCUCUUAAGACUAUUUUGCCAGUCCAACACAGCCUGGGUUUUCGCCGGCGACACUGCCCAGACGAUCAGCAAAGGGGUGGAUUUCCGCUUUGAGAGCAUCCGGCGCCUAUUCUACGAGGAGUUCUUGGCUGGGAAAGAUUGGGAGGAGGACAAGGUGCAUGUGGAGGUGGAGUCAUGCUCCUUCUGCAAGAAGCAAAUAACAGAAGAUGGCGGGGUGAGGAUGGAAUGCAACUCUCAUUUUGUGGCACACAACAAAGUCCUUUGCGGCAAGGAAGCCUGCAGAAGGGCUUUGGAGAAACAGUGCGAAGAUGCCUUGAAAGGUGCCUCUGCUGGUGGCCGUAAGAAGGCCGAGUGGGCACAGGCUCGCAGCCGCCUCAGCUGCCCGCUGCCUGGCUGUGGCAUGUACAUGAAGGAGACUUCGAUUGCGCCAGCUCCAACCAAAGAUGAGGGGCCGUCUUCGUCUUCAUCCGUCGCUAUUAGGCCGUCAUUCGGCUCCAUCCCUGGCAUACAUCACCUUACGUUCAACCAUCGAAGCACAAGAGGUAUACUGCAACUCGCGGCCUCCGUUAUUGAUCUCCUGGUGAAACUAUUCCCGGAAAAGAUCGACCAGUUGCCGCGUGAGGUCUCCUCGGUGGAUGUAGCCCUCAAACCCGUGUUCAUCUGUGGCGUGCCAUUUGAGGAGACCCUUUAA
Messenger RNA from Symbiodinium necroappetens, 1035 nucleotides. NCBI's taxonomy places the organism in Eukaryota, Dinophyceae, Suessiales, Symbiodiniaceae. The record is from the annotation of a GenBank genome assembly.